UCCAAAACGCUUCCCUCCUCAUUUCUCUCAUCUCCUUUCGUCAGAUCUCACUCUUCUUUUCCCUGACCCGGUAGUAUUGCUUUCCUUUCAAUUCACUACAUAAAAUUCAAAAGCCAACAAAAUUUCAAUUUUUCUUUUUUACAUCUGAUUAUUAACAGUGAAGCUUUUUUUUUGUCUAGGGUUUGUUUUUUUUGUGAUUCGAUAAAUUUCUUCUAUUACCAUGGCUGCUCCACCUGCAAGAGCUCGCGCCGAUUACGACUACCUAAUAAAGCUCCUUUUGAUCGGCGACAGCGGUGUGGGUAAGAGUUGCCUCCUUUUGCGUUUUUCGGAUGGCUCGUUUACUACAAGUUUUAUCACAACCAUUGGGAUUGACUUUAAGAUAAGGACCAUAGAGCUUGACGGGAAAAGGAUCAAGCUGCAAAUUUGGGAUACUGCUGGGCAAGAGAGGUUUCGAACAAUUACAACUGCUUACUAUCGUGGAGCCAUGGGUAUCUUGCUUGUGUAUGAUGUGACUGAUGAAUCAUCUUUCAAUAACAUCAGAAACUGGAUUCGAAAUAUUGAACAACAUGCAUCAGACAAUGUCAACAAGGUUCUGGUGGGUAAUAAGGCUGACAUGGAUGAAAGCAAAAGGGCUGUCCCUACUUCAAAAGGCCAAGCUCUUGCUGAUGAAUAUGGCAUCAAGUUCUUUGAGACUAGUGCAAAAACAAACUUAAAUGUUGAGGAGGUUUUCUUUGCAAUAGCCAGGGACAUUAAGCAAAGACUUGCGGAUAGUGAUGCUAGGGCUGAGCCAAAUGCAAUCAAAAUUAACCCACAAGAUCAGGCCGAAGGAUCUGCAGCAAAUGCUCAAAAAUCAGCUUGCUGUGGGUCUUGAACAAAGCUAUGAUUGACAAUGAGCUCUGAUGGGUACAUUUUCUUCUCUCAGGAGCUUUUUUGGUUUGGGAAAACUAAUUUCAUCAUAACUAUAUCGUUCGUGUUUGUAUUCUCCUGCUUAUCAUUAUUUUUACAUCUAUUUAUCUUUUGGUUUGAAAUGUUAGAUCCUUAAAAUUCUGCAGAAAUUAAUCAUAUUAGAUUGUUUUUC
Messenger RNA from Hibiscus syriacus, 1078 nucleotides. Its product is annotated as ras-related protein RABE1a-like. Gene Ontology annotation, biological process: regulation of exocytosis; protein secretion. The transcript is spliced from 8 exons. The record is from RefSeq and is a predicted model, not a curated record. Lineage: Eukaryota; Viridiplantae; Streptophyta; Magnoliopsida; Malvales; Malvaceae. Gene Ontology annotation, cellular component: plasma membrane. The coding region runs from base 221 to 871 and encodes 216 amino acids. Gene Ontology annotation, molecular function: GTP binding; GTPase activity.